AUGUGUGAUUACAGCAACAAGAUGGUGUGUGAAGACAACAGUCGCAAGGAACAUGCCAUCCUUAAUUCAGACGAGUGUGCCCCUCUUGGCAGUGUGCCCCUGUUGUGGCAGCUGGUCUGCAUUGGCAUGCUGGAAGGACAAGAUGAAGCUGAUUACAUUUUGGGCCUCAAGAUUGAGGAUUUCUUGGAGUGGCACCUGCAGACGCAGGUCUUCAAGCUGGGCUUGGCCAAGUCCAUCCACCCUGCUCGUGUGCUCAUCUGCCAGCGCCACAUCAGGUAUAGGGUACAGAUGGUGAACAUCCCCUCCUUCAUUGUCUGCCUAGACUUGCAGAAGCACAUAGACUUUUCUCUCUGCUCCCCAUACAGGAGGGUGGGUGGACACCUGGGCUGUGUGAAGAGGAAGAACACCAAAAAGGGCCAGAAAGGGGCUUGCAUUGGCGAUGACAAGGAGGAAAUUAAGCCCCUGUCCCUCACUGCCUCCUGA
Molecule: messenger RNA, 483 nt
Organism: Suncus etruscus (white-toothed pygmy shrew)
Lineage: Eukaryota; Metazoa; Chordata; Mammalia; Eulipotyphla; Soricidae
Product: 40S ribosomal protein S9-like
Biological process (GO): translation; positive regulation of translational fidelity
Cellular component (GO): cytosolic small ribosomal subunit
Molecular function (GO): rRNA binding; structural constituent of ribosome
Source: RefSeq, a predicted model, not a curated record